Daphnia carinata is the source of this 454-nucleotide messenger RNA. RefSeq lists its product as uncharacterized. Lineage: Eukaryota; Metazoa; Arthropoda; Branchiopoda; Diplostraca; Daphniidae. The record is from RefSeq and is a predicted model, not a curated record. The transcript is spliced from 3 exons. The coding region runs from base 64 to 417 and encodes 117 amino acids.
AGCACCACCUAUGGUUUAUUAUAAGCAAUAAGAACAAUAACAAGCCACUCUCAUUUUUCAGUCAUGAAGUUUGGCUUCAGAUGGAUAAAAAGAUGGGUGCGUUCGCGAUCAAGUCCUAUACCAUUGGAUAGAGCAGAGGUAUGGGAAAGAAGAUUUGCCUUUGCCUACUUUUUCGCUGCUUGGAAUUUGCUUGCUUACCUUGGUUAUAAUUAUUACAAAAAUAAACAAAUGGGAGUCAAAAUGAUAGAAGAUGGAGAAACUUUGGCGGAAAAGAUGGUGAGAAGAGCCAACAUGCAAAAUGUAACUAUAUACAAGGUGAACAACUUAAGUUAUGAGGGGAAAAGAACAGUUGAUAGCGUAGAAUUGGCAGAGAAACAUCAACAAAAAAUUGAUGAACUUCGAAAUUCAUUAUCAUGAAAAGUUUUUCAUAAAUAUAUAGUCACAUACAAUGCAA